Molecule: messenger RNA, 407 nt
Organism: Gongylonema pulchrum
Lineage: Eukaryota; Metazoa; Nematoda; Chromadorea; Rhabditida; Gongylonematidae
Source: the annotation of a GenBank genome assembly
UUGCUUGUUUCUACUUUCUCUUGUGCUGCAUUCCCUGGUUACUUCAGAUAUUGUCCGUAUUUUCGCACUCGUGCAGUGUUUGAACAGGCUGAAUUCGUUCUUCUGCCGUACAAUUAUUGCCUUCGACGCCGACAUAACAUUGAACGGAAAGGGAAUAUUGUUAUUUUUGAUGAAGCGCACAAUUUGGAAUCGGUAUGUGAGGAAUCGGCAUCGGUGUCAUUCUCAACAACGCAGCUUUCGGGCUGCAUCCGAGAAGCAAAAAAAGCCUUGGAGAUGGUCGUGAAUGAUGAAGAAAUUCGAACACGAAUGGUAUGUUACAGUGAUAUAAUAUUAACAAAAAAAAGAAACAUUAAUAGCAAUGGCAAAAUUGAAAUGAUAACAAUAACUAUGCAUAAAAACAUAUAACA